AAAGGGUGGAUCAGAGAUUUUUGUAGGUCUUCUUCUCCGAAAAUUACGGACGAUUGCGUUGCAUCCCGGCCAACAGAUAAUGGUUAUCAUUAAUCAGCUUGUAUCAUGAAGAGUGCCACAAUAGUACGAAAGACGUUCGCCUUAGCCGAACUGUGAUUCGGAUGUAGCUUGUUAAGAACCCUAGAAUCUGGUCGGAUUGACUACGUCACCACAAAAACGUAUAAACGAACCUGCCGUUCCUGCUGUUCUUCCACCCUCAGAGCAUUGAUAAGAAACGCCAGAAUUUGUGGUGCGAGAUAAAGUGUUCUUGCUUGGUUCGUCGUGGAAGCGAGCUUAAUUGGACCAACUAACCAACUGCCAAGCAUCGCCGCGUUAGAAUGGAUGAUAUCGAUAACAUUAUUCUGCACUCGUUGCGCCAGAUUGAUAGUGAUUUGGAUGAAGAUAUCCAAGGAUUGGACCAGUUGACGCCCUCCGUUCUGGUGCGAGCCGUUUCGAAAUGUUUGCUGCUGAUCGAUCCUUCGCUGGACCUUCCGACUUCUUUACCACCGGGGAUGGCGCAAAGGUUCACCGUUACUGCCCGGCUUGCAGAAGCGUGCACGACUGUCGGAUAUCGGCGCGAUAUAGGAUACCAGACGUUUCUCUAUUCCAACGUGGCCGAGGUGCGACGCGUGUUUAUGUUCCUUAUCGAACAGCUACCGAAAGAAUCGGGUGAUACGGCACCGGACGAGCUUCCUUUCGAUCGCGUAACGGAGCUGGAGUCUCGCAUACUACACACAAUGCGUCAACAGCUGCAGAGCUCGUGGUCACAGCGUGGUGCGUUAGAUCUACGGCAACGAGGGACCUUGAGAGGGUCGCGACGGCUUCCCUUUGUGACCCAAAGUGAUGUUACAGCCGAGAUCAAAGAGUACUGGAUGCGUCGAAGUGGCCUUUGGGAAGAGGAUGUCGAUGAGGUGGAUCGUCGUCUACCGGCACAGGAUCAGGCCAACACCACUUCCGUAGAUGCAAUCGCAAAGUUACAAGCUUACUACGCUCAAAACAAGGCAAAGUCACCAAUUUUGAACGAUGGCGAGCAGGAACAGGACAUUGGGAGCGAAACGAAUCCAACAACGAAUCAGUUGACACAGAUUGAGGAAGAGAUGCAAGCGCUUCGGUCCUCGUUGGCGAAAAUACAAUCUGAGGGCCAGGCGUUACGGGCCAAGCGUGAAACGAUCGAUCGGGAAACGAGAAGCAUCGAACAAACGGUAGAUCGGUUAAAAGAGGAGAAGAAGAUAAAGGAACGGACACAUAUUCUGCUGGAGAAUCCGGAAGUUAACAUUGCCAAACUGGAAGCGAUCAUUACGGCUGCCGGGGAGAAGAUGAAAAAACUGCAAAGCCAAUGGGAGACGCAUCAGGCACCUUUGCUUGCUAAGCUCGAGGAGCACCGAGGAAGAAGCUCCGAUAGUGAGAGUAAAUUACAAAAAAUGCAACAAGAAAUCGAUUCCGUGCGCCACAAGUCGGAGGAGGUGAUCGUCGAUCUGCAGACGAAGAGUGCGCUGCAUGCGCGGUUGGUGCAGCAGUACGAGCGGAUCGGUAAAACGGUAAGCCGUACCGCGUACACGGGCCGCAUACUGGAGAUCAUUGGCAACAUACGCAAGCAGAAGACUGACAUCGACAAGAUCCUGCACGAUACGCGGCGAUUGCAGAAGGAGAUCAACGCUACGACGGGCCAGCUCGAUCGACAAUUCGCUGUAACGGAUGAUUUGAUCUUCCGGAAUGCACGCCGCGAUGAGUUUACGAAGCGAGCAUAUAUAUUGCUGGUAGCCCUGCACACCGAGUGUGCCGAGCUGGUGGCCAUGGUUCAGGAAACGGGCACCUUCAAGCGGGAGGUGCGUGAGUUGGAGGAUCAAAUCGAGAGUGAAAAGGAUCGCAACGUUGCGGCAAACCUUAGCCAGAUUGAGCGCGAUCUCGAGGAAAUGCAACGAGAAAGCAGACGAUUGGAAGAAGCACUUCGUCAGUUCGAGAUUGCCGGCCGGAAUGGAUGCUAAGCUAGAAAUUACGAAACAGAAUAAAUGUGAUAUAUCCCCCCACGUAGCCGACAAGCAGCGUACUGAAGAUCACUGG
Anopheles darlingi is the source of this 2100-nucleotide messenger RNA. Its product is annotated as coiled-coil domain-containing protein 22 homolog. Lineage: Eukaryota; Metazoa; Arthropoda; Insecta; Diptera; Culicidae. The transcript is spliced from 5 exons. Gene Ontology annotation, biological process: positive regulation of ubiquitin-dependent protein catabolic process. Gene Ontology annotation, molecular function: cullin family protein binding. Bases 378 to 2024 code for a protein of 548 amino acids. The record is from RefSeq and is a predicted model, not a curated record.